Homalodisca vitripennis (glassy-winged sharpshooter) is the source of this 1060-nucleotide messenger RNA. RefSeq lists its product as uncharacterized. Lineage: Eukaryota; Metazoa; Arthropoda; Insecta; Hemiptera; Cicadellidae. The transcript is spliced from 2 exons. The record is from RefSeq and is a predicted model, not a curated record. Bases 352 to 840 code for a protein of 162 amino acids.
CACUAGCAUGUAGCGCUUGCGCAAGUUUUACUUGCAUCCUACUUGCAAGAAAACUUGCAAAUGUAAACACUAACAUGCACAAAAGUUAAACUUGCAGGGCUGACUUGCAUGCAUUGUUUACUUGCGCCGGUAAUAUUUGUUCUGACAAAUAUUACCGGCGCAAGUAACAACUUGCGCGUCAGUUCUACUUGCACGCCGGCUCCACUUGCCUGUGUAAACACGUGACUUGCAGACCACUCCGACUUGUAAGCAAGUAAAGUGAGUGUUUAGUCGUGUUCCGGUGUGCUCUGUACAUUUGAGUUUAAGGUUAAUUUGUAUAUUUGUUAUAGUUGUAGUGGUUACUGAGUUGUCAUGGCUGAUACCAACGAGAACAAUGAAAGUGAUAAACCCGUGAUAGGAAAGGAGACUGUCAAGAAGGAAGGAAAAAAGGUAAAAAAGUAUGAUAAAUGGAACAUAAACAACAUUGAAACUUUUUUGGAACUGUAUGAGGGAUACCCUUGUUUAUGGGAUUAUAAAUUGGCGGAAUAUAAAGAUAGAAAUCUUAAAGAAGACGGCUGGUUACAGAUUGUAAAAGGAAUGAAUAUGCCAAACUUUACUGUUAAAGAUGCUAAAGAAAAGAUGCGAAGCCUGAGGAAUACAUAUUCAAACGAGCUAGUAAAAAUAACAAAAAGCAAGUCUUCAGGAAGUGGUUUAGAUGACGUAUACACACCGACACUGAGGUGGUUUCCAACAAUGGACCGCAUAUUAGGAGCAGUUGUGAAGACAAGAGAGAGCCAAGUAAUUGGAAUUCCAAAUGAAGAUGGUAAUAAGGUAGGCAUUAAGUUUUGUAAUGUAAGGUAACUUAAGCCUAAAUAACAACAUAAUGUAAAACGGUUUUUUCCAUUAACGUUUAUUUAAUCAAUGUUCAAAAUGAAACACAUUAUACAUACAGUUACAGUUACAUUAUACAUGUAUUGAUGGUACCAUUAAAUGCCAAUUUGGCUGAAUUAGCCCAAAUUGAUUGUCAAACACUUAAAUGUUCCUGAUUUUGGACGAACUGAAAUUGCCAUGGUACACUACC